Molecule: messenger RNA, 1200 nt
Organism: Prorocentrum cordatum
Lineage: Eukaryota; Dinophyceae; Prorocentrales; Prorocentraceae
Source: the annotation of a GenBank genome assembly
AUGCCCUCUCUCCGGCGGCCGCCUUCUGCGCCGCGGCGCCCGAGGGCUGUGGGGCGGCGCCCGCGGCGACUGGGCGCCGGCAGCGCCGGGCCGGCCCAUGGCGCGGACCUCCGCGCGGCCUUCGUCGGGCGCUGCUGCGAGAAGGGGCGCCGGGGCCAGCAGCGUCGCUGCGCUCAUGAAGGAGAGAGCGGCAGCGCGAGCCGGUGGGAGGAGGCACUCGAGCUGUUCCGGGGCGCGGCGGGCCAGCGUGUGGAGGUGGGCGCCGCGCUGCACACCGCGGCCCUGGGCGCGUGCGGCAGGGGCAGGCAGUGGCAGCGGGCACUGUCGCUGCUCAGGCAGAUGGCGGAGGCCAAGCUGGAGACCAAUGUCAUCAGCUGCAACGCUGGAAUGAGCGCCUGCGAGAAGGGCAGGCAGUGGCAGCAGGCGCUGUUGCUACUCAGCGAGAUGCGGGAGGCGCGGCUGAUGCCAAGCGUCGUCAGCUACAGCUCCGGGGUCAGCGCGUGCGAGAAGGGGGGGCAGUGGGAGCGGGCGCUGUCUCUGCUUGUCGAGCUGCGGGGGGCUGCACUGGAGAUGGACGUCAUCAUCUACAGCGCUGGGAUCAGCGCCUGCGAGAAGAGCGGGCACUGGCAGCAGGCUCUAUCUCUUCUCAGCGAGGUGCUGGAGGCCAAGUUGGAGGCCAACGUCAUCAGCUACAGUGCCGGAAUCAGCGCCUGCGAGAAGGGCGCGCAGUGGGAACACGCGCUGUCCUUACUCAGAAGGGUACGGGGGGCAAAGUUGGAGCUGGACGUCGUCAGCUACAGCGCUGGAAUCAGCGCCUGCGAGAAGGGGGCACAGUGGCAGCAUGCUCUACUGCUGCUCGAUGAGUUGAAAGAGGGGAAUUUGGAGCUGGACGUCGUCAGCUGCAGCGCUGGUAUCAGCGCGUGCGAAAUAGCUGGACAGUGGCAGCAGGCGCUGGCGCUGCUCAGCAUGCUGCCAGAGGCAAAGCUGAAACCCAGCGUCGUAAGUUACAGCGCUGGUAUCAGCGCGUGCGGGAAGUGCGCGCAGUGGGAGCAGGCGCUCUCGUUGCUUCGUGAGCUGAGGGAGGUGAUGUUAGAGCCCAAUAUUAUCUACGCUACAACGCUGGAAUCAGCGCGUGCGAAAAAGGUGCGCGGUGGGAGCACGCGCUGUCAUUGGUCAGCGAGCUGCGCGAGGCGAUGUUAG